Plasmopara halstedii is the source of this 810-nucleotide messenger RNA. RefSeq lists its product as uncharacterized. The record is from RefSeq and is a predicted model, not a curated record. NCBI's taxonomy places the organism in Eukaryota, Oomycota, Peronosporomycetes, Peronosporales, Peronosporaceae. The transcript has a single exon. Bases 1 to 810 code for a protein of 269 amino acids.
AUGGAAGUAAACGAGGACAGCUCCAAACUUCUUCCCAAUUCUCGCACAUCCGUCACUCAAAUUCCAGACCACGGGGACACUGAACCACUUCGCGCAUUGGUUGCUCGUUCGAGACCAGCUCAUAGUCCCAACAGUGAAUCAAUGGCCAACAGGAGGGAUGCUGAAACGAAUGCCGUUAGCACAAGACGUCUAGAGCCCUUUCCUGUGCCGAAACAACCAGCUGGACCGCUGAAAGAUCUUCUACACUUCCUUUUGGGUGCGCCUGAAGAAGAAGCUUCAGUGAAAAUACCGAUGUCUAUGGUCAAAAGAAGUGAAAUACCAAUCGCAAAACCUGUUGUUGAUGUCUCGAUGCGAGAUACUAAGUUGAUGACGUGGUCAACGUCAAAACUUACUGCUGAUCAAUUUCUCAAAUCCACGCCGACCCCUGCAAAUCCUGAGACUAAGAGAUUGGCUUUAGUCUUGAGCCUCGAACAACUCCUAAUGAACAAGGACUUGAACAGCCCGGGGUUAAUUACCCACGAAGAGAUACUUGACCGGUUUAAUUCAAAAGAAUUUGGUCUGUCGCCUUUAGUGAUUGAGGGAUUCCAGCAUUUCCAAGGCACCGACAAAUUUGAAAAAUUUGCUUUGAACUUGCGGGAUGCAAUUUUCACCUUGUGGAAAGAUGAAGGUCGCACAAAAGAUACGGUAACGGAAAUGUUAAUACCGAAAUUGCAGCAUAAGCCUACGGGGAUGGAUCUGAAGAUUUUCGACAGUACGAUCGCUUCAUACGCAACAUUCCUUCAAAAGGUGGCCGAUAAGGCGCAUGAAUAG